CAUUAGUCUCUUAUCGCUUGGCGUAUAUUCGUUUCCAGUCUGCGAAAAACAUUGUUGAUUUCGGAGUGCAUUUAUAUACUAUUUAUAAAGGAACUAUCAUUUUUGUCCAGUUUGUUUGAUUUAGUUCUGUAAAGUUGAACAGUGUAUCGAAACAGGACCAACAGAAGGAUAUCAAAAUGAGGAAUGAGGCAGACAUAGGCAAACAUUACGAAAGGCAGAUAUUAGCUUUACUAUCACUGAAAUGUCUACUAGAUGAAAGUAUCGAAGACUUUUGGAUAAAAUUUAAUCCGGCAGACGUAGUUAAAUUCGACGAUAUCGUUCUCCAUGUCGAAUAUAAAAACGGACAAAAGGAAUUGUUUCUUGUACAGUUAAAACAUAGAAAAGGCCCAACUGCACCUAUGAUAGCUAAAAUGUUUCAAUCUAAGAAAAAUGAUUCCAAUGUCGAAUGUCUGCAAGAGGCCUUCAAAAACAUCACGGAAGGAAAAAAAUUCUUCAUUAAUAACGGUAUUUCCGAAGACACAAAAAAAUUUUUUGUCCUGUAUAAUAAUGCGGAAGUACACAUGGGAAGUACAGAAGACAGUGAUAUAGAAAGCGUUGUGAAUGAACAAAACACUAUUAUGGAGAGUACAAAACAGCGGAGCACCAUAACCAAACUACGUUUUGAACCUAUGGAUAAAACGGAUUUCAGAUCUUUCCUAAGCAGUAGAACAUUUGCCGAGUCGACUGGAUAUAAACUCAAAAGCAAGAAACAAUUUCAUGACUACAACCAGAAUUUCUUGGACAAUUUCUAUUUCUAUCCCGAUCAAUUGAAUUUGGAAGAAGUCACACCAGAAAUUGAGCGGUUAAUAGGAUUGAAACAUGUAGCAGAUCAUUUAAUCCAUUAUUUUGAUGAGUUCACAAAGCCAACGAAUGAAAAAGAGAAAAUUGUUAAGUUAGACGUAAAGGUUCAAGUAUUGUCAAGUAUUUUUGGAAAUUUUCAACCUCCUGCGGAAGAAGAAUCGUGUUCUACACUAUUGAAUAUUGCUAAAAAAUUUGACGUUACCUUAAUCAGCGACGAACAAUCUGAAAACGCAGUAUGGGCGGAGAUUAUAACAGAAAUGAGGAAAAAUUACAGCGAAAAUGAUUUGGAGAUAUCUAACUGGCAACAUCGUCUGCCAGAAAAUUUGCAAGAACAAUUUCCCCACACUCGAAUAAAAGAUCUAUAUUUUCAAAUGGUGGCAACGAAGAAGAUACCCUUAUAUAUUAAAACAGAUAAUUUAUCGCUAACGGUUUUCCUAGAGUCGACGUUUUCUAAAAUGGAUGUUAAUAUGGUGAUAUUCAACGUGAAAAAAGAGAAGUUGCAAUUCACAAAUCUGAAAAUAUUUGAAACAAUGGGUGAUAUCGACAAGGAUCUCUUCGAUAGUUUUAUGAAGAAUACGUAUAUUUCAUUCAAAGGAAAACAAAAAAUGAAACUACUUUCCAUAGUUGAAUUUGAUGAUUCUAUGAAAGAGAAAAUAACUGUGGAUCUUUUCAUCAAACUACUAGGGAAGCCUUUGAAAAUAGGUGAUGAGGAGAAAUCAGAAUCGAUAUACAUCAACAGAACUCUUAGGAUACAAAUGAUUGAAGAGGGUAUUUUAGAAGAAAAUAGAAAAAUUAUUUUCAUUAUUUGUAAUUUUCCGCCAAAUGAAAAAUUCCGAAAAUUAGUUUUUAAUGGAACCGAAGGUAUUUUCCAAACAUACUACAAUAUCUCGAAUGUUGAUCCUUAUUUCGGGCUGAUAGAAGAAUUCUGUAAUGUUUAUACGAUAGAUAAGUCUUAUGGCUCAGAAUCAAUAGAUGAUAUCUCUAAAUUAACAAUUUCGAAACCUUUCUGUAUCCUUCAGUAUGUAGGCAAAGAUGAAGAUGGGUGUAAGUUCAUCCUUAGAAAGACGAUUGGACAAUGGGAUGUCCUGAAACGUCAUAUUAGUGAAGCAACAAAAAAAGAUUCAGAGUUGACAAAGUUUUUUGAAAAAACUGAGGUGAACUUCAUCUGCAACAAAGGUGGCAUGGGAAAAUCGAUGUUACUGAAACAUCUCCUCAAAAUGUUUCCACCUAACAAAUGGGUAAUUCAUGUAGAACUUGGGAAACAUAGAUCUGCUUUUGACAAGAUUGAUAAUUUUGAAGAUUUUAUGACAUAUUUCUACGAGAGCGGGUUAGCUGGAUCUGAUAAGAAUUUUCCCGAUAUAUCUCGACAACUCUAUCAAUAUUGCACAAAGAAUGAAAAAAUUGUACUUCUUUUAGAUGAUUGUGAUGAAGUAGUAGAUAAGAAAUUACUACUUUUUCUUAAAGAAGCUUUAAACAUGGGAGUGAAGCUCUGGAUUGUGGCCAGACCUGGUUUGCGGGAAGAGUUCGAACAUUUCUUUGAAACUUUCUCUAUGGAGCUCACUGCCUUCACAGGAAAAGACCAAAUGCGGUUUUUCAGAAAUUUUUUUCGUGAAAGGUCAAAGAGUAAACAGGAGCUUCAGCGUAAGCUCAGGUCCAUUGACAAAGUCAGACGUUCAUUAGAAAAUUCGUUCAUAGGCAACUGCCAGCAAACUAUGAUGCUUGCAGUUCUGUUCGACACCAAUGAAGAAACAGUUCUGAAGCAAAAUCGAGUAGAUGAAAUUUACGAGAAGUUCAUCAAUUUGAAAAUACAGCAACAAUACGAGAGGAACCAGGAAUUCAUCGUGAGGACUGUUUCAAAAUUGGCGCUGACUAACUUUUUUUCAAAAAACAUUCUGAGCAAGAUUUUUGAUUGGGCAGAAUUUCAAUGUGAUAUUGAAGUGUUCAAGAAUGAAAACUCGAAAACUGCCCUAGUAACCUAUUUCGAUAAGAAUAAUAUUCCUGAAUUCACUCACAAAACGUACGCAGAAUUUUUGGCAGGACGUUGGUUGGCACAUACUGUUAUUAAGCAAAUUGUGAAGGAAACGCCAUUCGAUUUGACCGAAGUUGUCAGAACACUGUACCUUCAGGAACUCACAAAUGUUAGAUUUUUUUUCGACAGCAUACUUACGAAAAGUAAUCCUCUGAAGUUCCGCUCUACGGGCCUACUUGAAACCGACAUACUGAGUAGAAACAUUUUGCACAUUUACUUGAGCUAUGGUGAUCGAUAUGAUAUGCAUACAGUAUCUGAGGUGGAACAAGCAGUACGUAAGGUUGAAGAGCACUCGCAUAUAAAAUACGAUGAUGGAAAAAUUCUCGUUAAAGUUCCAGAUCCUGUUUCAACCACUAAACAUACCAACGAUAAAUUAGUGAAGACCUGCAUGCCCAUAAUUGACAUAAAACGAUUAUGCCACCAAAAGGAUAUUUUUUUAAAUAUGAAUCCAGUUGAGUGUGCUCUGCUCAGUGGUUGUUUGAAAAAGCUGAAUGAAAUUUUGGUAUAUAAUUAUGUUUUAGCAGAUUUUUCCACGAUGGACUACAAUAAGCGCUUUAUUUUAUUGGUUCAUUGCACAAAAAAUCAUCUGAAUUUUAUUUUGAGGAGGGUGGACAAGUUGAUAAUGGACGAAACAUUAUUGAAGAUACGGGAUAUGUCUUCAACCAUGAGCCUACUUCAUAUGGCUGUGAAAUCUGAAAAUUUGGAAGCAAUCAGGAUAUUCUUGGAGUCUUUUCCCUUGAGAAUGUGGGGCAUAGACGAUGAAGGUAACACUCCUAUACACAUUGCCUUCGACCGAAAAUACAGCGAGGCUUUGGACAUUUUUCAGCAGAUUGAAAUAACAUGCGAUGUGAUAAAUCAAAAAAACAGAGUAGGUUACACCCUACUCCACUGUGCCGUACAACAGAGGAACUUGGAGUGGACGAAAAAAAUUCUCAGUUGUCCUGGAGUUGAAGUAGAUGCAGAAUGCACUUAUGGGAAUACUCCUUUCAUGCUCAGUUUAACCAACAAUAAACCUCAGAUCGCAAAGCUCUUGAAGGACAAAAACGCAGACAUUAAUCACACAAACAAAAAAAAUUGCACUGCGUUACAUUUCACCUCCUCAAAGGGAUUACUGAAAUGUUCUGAACAGCUAAUCAAAUGGGGAGCCAAAUUGGACAUGAAAAAUAAUUAUGGGGAAACCCCACUGAUUAGAGCUACUAUCAAAGGCAACAAACCAAUCGUCGAAUGCCUUCUGAAACAUGAUGCUGAUAUUAACGCCUGCGAUUCCAACAAGUGGACAUCCUUACAUCAUGCUGUCAAGAGAAAACAUUCUGCUAUUCUACGGCUGCUGUUGGAGAAGAAAGCUAAGGUUGAUGCCGUGAACAAAAUUGGAAACACUCCGUUGAUAAUUGCAUGCCAAAUUGAUUUUCCGGAAGCAAUAGGGAUGUUACUUGAUAACCAAGCUGAUAUGAAUAUUCGCUCUGACAAAGGAACCGCUUUGGAAAUAUCCGUCAGAGAAAAGCACACCGCAUGCACUGAAAUGAUCAAAAAUAAAAUUCGAGACAGCUCGAACUGGGAGCUCAACUGGGAGUACUAACUCCAACGUUCAGAAAACUACACAAAAGAAGCAAAAAGUCUUAUAGGCUCUCCAUUGAAUGAGGAAUCAGAAGUUUCAAUCAAUCUGCUUUUCAUUCAUCAAUCCACAUUUGCAGAUGCUCACUCCCGAGAGUGAGUAAAUAGUGCAAAAUAGAGGGUUAUCAAAAAUAUGACAGUACCAAACCUAACGAAACCGCAUAUUUGUGAACUAGGUCAUAUAAUUGAAGUAUUUGCCUUGUGCAAAAUAGAAAUUUAUAUGCGAAGGAAUAUUCAUUCUCACAAUAAAGUAGUCAAGCAAUA
This is a messenger RNA of Leptinotarsa decemlineata (Colorado potato beetle), 4744 nucleotides long. RefSeq lists its product as uncharacterized. Gene Ontology annotation, molecular function: protein binding. NCBI's taxonomy places the organism in Eukaryota, Metazoa, Arthropoda, Insecta, Coleoptera, Chrysomelidae. The record is from RefSeq and is a predicted model, not a curated record.